Molecule: messenger RNA, 3408 nt
Organism: Baudoinia panamericana UAMH 10762
Lineage: Eukaryota; Fungi; Ascomycota; Dothideomycetes; Mycosphaerellales; Teratosphaeriaceae
Exons: 1
Coding region: 1-3408 (1135 amino acids)
Cellular component (GO): nucleus; cytoplasm
Molecular function (GO): ubiquitin binding
Source: RefSeq, a predicted model, not a curated record
AUGUCGGAAGUCGAAGCAAGGCCUCCGCCCACACGCGGCAGAAGCUCCAUGAGAGGAGGUCGAGGUGGGUUUGGCAGAGGCGGACCGCGCGGCGGCAGAAAGCCCGUCAACGGCACAUCUACAGACGCGGCAGACGAUGUGCCUGCAGAUGAGCUACUCGAAGACCAGGGCGAGCUGGGCGAGAUGAAGAAAAAGUACGCUUCGGAGCUUGGCAUGCUGAAGGACAUGUUUCCCGACUGGACCGACGUCGACUUGGUCUUCGCCUUGCAAGAGACCGACGGUGAUGUAGCAGCCACCGUCGACAAGAUCACGCAAGGCAAUGUCUCACAGUUUUCCGAGGUGAAGAAGACGAAGGACCGCGCCCGCUCGAAAGCGAAGGAGGAGCCAGCCAUGGCAGGUGCGAGCGACAAAGCGCCUAUGCGUGGCGGUCGUGGAAGAGGCGGCUUUGAGGGCGUCCGUGGAGGUCGCGGCAGAGGCUCCGAUCGUGGUCGUGGUGGGUUGCGCGGUGGCAGGGGUGGUCACGCGACCACUAACGGCACUCAAAAGGAAGCCUCAACCGUAUCGGUACCGACCACAGAGUCAUCGGCGUGGGAUGCGCCGAACACGACCGAGACCGUGAACAGCGGGUGGGACACCGCAGCCGCAGACACAACGAAGGAGGUGGCCGCCGACGCCGGUCAGAGCUCGUGGGGUAACGUGGUGACCGCAGAGUCUACUCCCGCCGCCGCAUCCGAGGGCAUGAAGAGCAGUCUGAUACCGGAAGGCGGUCCAAAGAAAAGCUGGGCCAGCAUGUUCGCGCAGAGUAAGCCAGCGCCAGCGGCCAAGCCAGCCCAAACUGCGGGUCAGCCUCCACCGGCAGAAUUGGUAGCAUCAGGUGAAUCCGUGCCGACCCAAGCGGACGCAGUGGAAGAGCAGAACGAGCCCGAGCCCGAGCCGCUGCCACCCGCUCCGGCUAUCCAUGAGCCACUGGCCGACACCGCUUCUGAGGAGCCCACUCAUACGUCGGCCGGUAUUGCCGAUGGAGACGAGCUCAUUACCCCCUCUCAGGAUCCGUUGACGGAAGAAAACGUGGAGCAUCUGCCGGACACGUCGGUAGCUCCAGCAACACAAACUGCAGCAAGCACAGUCGGCUCGGUGGACACGCGCAAUGCUACGCCGCUAAGCGGUAGCCAGCCUGCUCCGAUUGGCAGUCGUCCACCCAUGGGCGGCUAUGCAGCGAGCGCUUACCGUGCUACUGGUGUAGCAGGCAGGAGUGCCAGCUUCCAAAAGCGUGUGCUAGAGCAGCAAGAGGCAGUCGUCAUGCCAGGCCAUAAUGCUGUGGAUAGGGCCGCAGUGCAAUUUGGCAGUAUGGGACUCAACGGCGAGCCGGGUCCAGACGUCGACGAAGAUCGGGAGGAACCAGAGACGCAGAAGAUGUUGCAGCACUCUCCGCCAGCCCAGCCACGGACUUCACUGCCGCCUGCUCCACGCCAAGCAAUGGAAACAGCAAGACCAGAAGGCUUGCCGACUCCGAAGCAGGCCCCAGGCUUACCUCCAGCAUCUCAGCACAACCAACAGCAGAUGCAGGAGGCAACUAUGGCGCCUGGCGUGACUCAAGACCAGGCCCAGAUGAACCCAAAUUACAACCAAUACGGCCGCUACGCUCAGCCAGGCAUGCAAGAGGAGUCCGGCGCACAGCAGCAGAAACCGUACGAUCCGUUUAGUCACCAAGGGCCACCUAGCUCAUACGACCAGUACGGCACUCAGCAGUCUCAACAACCUCAGCAGCAUCAGCCGCAACAGCAGAGCCACGGAGGCUUCGGCGGGCUAUCCUCUGCUUCAAACGACUACUCUCAGUACUACACUUCGAAUGACCAGCAGCGCCAGGCCUACAACCAGUACUAUGGCAGCAGCUACGGGCCCCAGGAUGCGAGGAGCCAGCUUGGACAGGGUCAGCAGGAUACUGGGAUGGCGCAGCAGCGCUCAUCGAGCGGCUUCGGUACCGGUCCAAAUGAAUCUGCUUACGCCGCCCAGGCACAGCAACAGGUAGGUUCUGCAAUGCUCCCUUAUUUGGAUUGUGAGCGGCAGCAACAGAAAGCGAACGUCAUGCUAGCGCCCACGGAUUUGAAGCUCAGCGACGAGCGGGCCACAGAACGUGUAGAGCUGGAUCACAAGUUGACCAGACUCUCCGCCUUUACUGCCACUCCUGAUGGACGCGCCGAGGGUGCUGCUAAAGCUCCUUCUGUGCCGUUGCACUUGCGUUGCGAGAAGCUUGCUACGCCAGAGCAGCUCCAAGCCGAAGCACCGCUCGUUCUGUUUUCGGACAUCACGAAUCGCCAGCAGCCUGCUUUGCUUACUUCACGUGCCCCCGUAGUAUGCUUAUCAUCUUCUAACACGUCUACUCAGCAGGUCCAGUCACGGUACGGUGACGCCCCUGGCUCCGGCCACAACACGCCGAACCCACUCAUGGGCGGUGCGCAGCAUCAGCAAGGCGGUCCGAAUGCUCAGCAAAUGUCUCAGCACUCAAUGCACCAGGCCCCCGGCAGCCAUCAGCAGCAAGGCAAUUACGGACACACUCCUGGCUACCCGUACGGUCACCACGGCUACAGCAGUCCGUACCCUCAAGCAUAUCAGCAGUACGUGAACUUCAACCACCAACUUGGCGGCGCUUACGGUGGCGGCAGCGGUGGUGGUGGCGGCAGCGGGAGCGGAAGUUACCAGGGCAAGCAAGGCGGUGGCAUGUAUGGCGCACCCGGCGGCUACGGAAUGGGCUCGCAAUCUUCCUUCGACCAGCACUCCUCUUCUCCUGCCAACGUUGCAGCUUUCAGCCAGAAUCAGCAGAGCUCAAUGCGAAGCGCGAGCGGUAUGGGCUCAGGUCUUGGUGGUGCUGGAAGCGGACUGGACGACUACGGCCGGUCCUCAGUUCAGGGCUCCGCUCACCAGAGUAGCGCUUUCGGCGGCAGUAGCAUCAAUGACCCAUUCGCACGUUCAGCCUCAGGCUUCGGUAGCCACCAGGGUGGUAGUGGAUACGGACAGCAGCAAGGCGGGAUAGGAGGGGGUGCAGGAUCAGUCGAGGACUCAUUGAAGCCGUACAAUGACUCGAAGAGCGGUCCUUCCCCGGCUCCAGGACGGCCUGGUUCGGCUGCUAACAGCGCGGCUGGCUCGACGCACUCUGGUUUACCGCCUUCGAUGCAAGGUCAUCAGUCGGCGGGCUUCGGAGGCUAUCCAGGCUUCCCGGGUCAAGGAGGCGGCAGCCAGUAUGGCGGCCUAGGCGGACUCGGCAGUCACCAGCAUCAGCAAGGACAGAGCACGGCCGGCAUGGGUGGCCAAGGCGGAUAUGGCGGGUACGGCGCAGGCGGUGGAUUCAGCCAGACCUACGGUGGUUACGGAUCGCGUGGAGGAUGGGGCUCGAAUUAUGGCGCUCACUGA